Perkinsus marinus ATCC 50983 is the source of this 160-nucleotide messenger RNA. RefSeq lists its product as hypothetical. The record is from RefSeq and is a predicted model, not a curated record. Lineage: Eukaryota; Perkinsozoa; Perkinsida; Perkinsidae. The annotation marks the transcript as partial. The transcript has a single exon. Gene Ontology annotation, molecular function: protein binding.
GUUUCGGAAGUACUGACGCGCCCUGGCACCGACAUCGACCGGUUUUUUGAUCGUUUUUCAUAUCGUCAUACAGCGCUCUUCAUAGCCACUAAGCUCAAUAGGAUAGAGCUGAUGCGUCUUCUUCUCGAUGCUGGCGCCGACCCCAAUCUAAUUUGCACUA